This is a messenger RNA of Lolium rigidum, 2709 nucleotides long. Its product is annotated as cyclin-dependent kinase G-1-like. The coding region runs from base 258 to 2273 and encodes 671 amino acids. Gene Ontology annotation, biological process: protein phosphorylation; regulation of mitotic cell cycle. NCBI's taxonomy places the organism in Eukaryota, Viridiplantae, Streptophyta, Magnoliopsida, Poales, Poaceae. The record is from RefSeq and is a predicted model, not a curated record. Gene Ontology annotation, molecular function: cyclin-dependent protein serine/threonine kinase activity; ATP binding. Gene Ontology annotation, cellular component: nucleus. The transcript is spliced from 7 exons.
CCACCACAGCACCACAAACCCACACGAUUCCUCUCCGCGUCCUCGGUCGCCGCCGCCUUCAGACGAGCUUCCGCCCCGCGCUCGAUCGGGCACAAAGCUCCAGCAUAUUACCCCCCGAUCCGGGGAAGGUCCGACUCCCAAUUCGAUCCAGAGCCCCCAAAUUCUGUCUAGGGUUUGGUCUCGGGCCGAGGAUCUAGGGUUUGCCGGGGGAAUUUUGGGCAAUUCGCGUCGAUUGCUAGGGUUUGCGCGCGCGGAUCAUGGCCGCGGGCCGCCACGGUGGGUACCGGGGCUACGAGGUGGCGAGGGAGCGGGAGUCCGAUCUGGGGGCUUCUAGGAGGGACAAGGAGUACCAUCACCGACAACCCAGCCGCCACCGCGACUCGGAUCGUCGUCGUGAUGGCGGCCGGGGCAGGGACCGGGAGCCGUCAAAUGGGUACGGCCGCCACCGCUCGCCGCACCUGCCACCGAAGAUCCGCCCCUCUGGGAGGAGGGAGGAGAGGGAGCCCGGCGAGGUUUCGAGCGGCAGUGGCUCGGAAGAGUCUCGUGGGCGCCCUCUCAAGGCAAGGGAGCCGAGCCUGAAUGGCGUUGCUGGAGUCGGUAGUGAGGGUGGUGUGCGUUCCCCAAGUAGGAAAAGGAAGCACUCACCGAUUACUUUGGAUAGGAAUGGAUCUAAGCCUCGCAUUCAAGAUGUUGUGAGGAGCAUGGAAGAGGUAGGCAGUGUGGCUGCUGAGCUCCCAGGUGUUAGCACCCCGGGCAGCAUGGAUUUGGAUGUGCCAAUUGAUGUGCAAAAGGUUGAAAGAUUGCAAGAGCAUGAUAGCAAUGGUAUUGUUGUGGAAGAUGAGGAGGGGGAGGAUGGUUAUGCCGCAACGAGAAACAUUAUGACUUCACGGUGGGCAGGUGCUGAUGACGAGGAAGAGAUUGUGCCCAAGAAGAAGAAAAGUGUGUCACCAGAACAAGGGUCCACGAAGAAGGUUACAAGCCCAGAGCUUGGAGACCCGAGGGGGAACUCCUCUGUGUCUUCUGACUCAGGGGUAGUACGGUGUAGUCCAAAUGGGGAUGUUGAGGUAGAUAAGGGUGAUCACACUGAUGCUGAGGAGGAUGCUGGCGAGGAUUCUUCUGCUCUUUGUACGGUGCAUACUGUUUCUGAGAGUCAUGCAUCUAGGUCUAGAACCCCACAGACCGCAGGCUCCUCGCGUAGAUGCAUUAACAUGCUUCAGGGUUGUAGGAGUGUUGACGAGUUCAAGAGGCUCAACACCAUCAAUGAGGGUACAUACGGAAUUGUAUCUAGGGCGGAGGAUAUGGAAACUGGCGAGACUGUUGCAUUGAAGAAGGUCAAGAUGGAGAAUGAACGAGAAGGUUUCCCACUGACUUCUCUAAGGGAAAUAAAUAUCCUGUUAUCUUUCCAUCACCCUUCAAUCGUGGAUGUUAAAGAAAUUGUUGUUGGGAGUGGUGAUAGCACUUACAUGGUGAUGGAGUACAUGGAACACGAUCUUAAGGCGGUCAUGGAGACUAUGAAACAACCAUAUAGUCAAAGCGAGGUCAAAUGUUUGAUGCUUCAGCUGCUAGAGGGUGUGAAGUAUCUUCAUGACAAUUGGGUAAUUCACAGGGAUCUCAAGACAUCUAAUAUUCUCUUGAAUAACCGUGGUGAGCUGAAAAUAUGUGAUUUCGGGCUCUCUCGUCAAUAUGGCAGCCCAUUAAAGCCUUACACUCAAUUGGUUGUCACUUUGUGGUACAGGGCUCCAGAAUUACUGUUAGGAGCAACGGAGUAUUCUACUGCUAUUGAUAUGUGGUCCAUGGGAUGUAUUAUGGCAGAGCUCCUGACAAAAAAGCCACUAUUCGAUGGGAAACGCGACAUUGAUCAACUGAGCAAGAUAUUUAAAAUGCUUGGUACACCCAAUGAGGGUAUAUGGCCUGGUUAUUCAAAAUUACCUGGUGCCAAGGCCAAAUUCCCCAAACAACCGUACAAUAAACUAAGGGAAAAGUUUCCAGCUGUAUCUUUCACUGGCGGGCUGACCUUGUCAGAAGCUGGAUUUGACCUGCUAAACAGAAUGCUGACGUACGAUCCAGAGACGCGCAUAUCAGCAGAUGCUGCCUUGAAGCAUGAAUGGUUCCGUGAAGCACCCCUGCCUCAGUCGAGGGAUUUAAUGCCAACAUUUCCUUCUCUGAAUGAAGAAGAUAGGCGUAUGCGAAAACGUGUGAAGAGUCCUGAUCCUCUGGAGGAGCAGCGGAUGAAAGAACAAGGGAGCAUAGGUGAUCGUGGCAUUUUUGGCUGAGCUUAAACCAUGUCUUUUGGUUUGCAGAUGUUCAGCGUGAAUCAAUGGAAGUGCAUGUGUUCCAAGGUGAGAUGUCCACAGGACAUGAAGUACCUCGUCUUCUUGGUGUCUGGCAACGGCGGAUGGUAUUCUUUAGCAGGCAUUGGCACAGACUGAAAGGGAUAAGAUAUCUCCUUUUGUUCCAUGCUAGGCACUAUCAUUUACAGGGUUAGCUCUUUCUGAACUUCUGGUCACACUGAGCUCUUUCUCAUGUUCUGGUCACAAUCUAAUCCACCUGUCCAUUGUAAGGUGUGCAAAUCUUAUAGAGCUGCGUCGUAUGGUCUGGCCUGUUCACUGCUGUUGGGUACACCAGUUUCACUUCUGAAACUCCUGUAUGUAAAGUACUAUAAAGUGAUUCCUGUAAACAAUCAUUAAUGAUAUAUUCUCAGUUCCUCAA